CUGCACAGCUGGCUUUACGUGUGUGUAUGUGUAUGUGCGCAGCCACAGGAACGUGUGGGGACGGGAUGGGAGCCUGAGUUUGAGACAAGGCAUAGGGAUGCUUUGGGGUUUUCCUCUCUUCCUCUUGAAACAGCUGAGAUCUUCACAAAAGAGGUAUUAUGCAAAAAAAAUUACAGAGAAACGGGGCUCUGUUGUUCUCUUCUGUGCCCCACAUCUAAGUUCCUGAAAUUUCAACGAUCCUGACCACAGACAUUACAGCGCUGGAUCUUCUCUGGUUAGGCCAAUGCAGUUCAUGCCACGUUCGUGCUUUGUUCAUCAUUCGGCCUGCCCUGGGCUGUCAAUGGCUUCUGUGUGAGAGUCAUCAGCUACUCUGCAGGAGUGUAGAAGAGCACCUCCCUCCUUCUACCUUCCCGCUGCCGACAGCAGGGUUACUGACUGCAGUCUGUCUCGUUCAGUAAGCACUUGGAGACUACUAAAGCGUACUGGUACUUGACACUGAGAGGAAGGGCAUUUGCUUCACAGGGACUGCAAGCAUGUGGGUGGAAGAAGUAAACAGUCAGUGGAGGUGGUGAGGGGGCAUCCGUCUUCUAUGAGAGAUGUAAAAUAUCUUUCAAUCCUCUACAUACAACGUUCUGCUUCUGGAUUCAGCCUGCUUUCUUAAAAAUGGCACCAACAGCACAGAGAGAUCUCAAGGGGUUACUAUGAACAAGUGCUAUGAGAAACCACCAAUCUUCCGAAACGCAAGUAUGUCUUUAUUUUGAAAGUUGUUCUUUGAAAUAAUUAAAGAGAGCUCUAUAUCUUAUGAAAGGUUUAUUAUUAACUGUUAUGUUAUCUGUAAUUACUAUCAGUACCUUCUAAUGUAGGAUAUCAGUACCUUCAUUUGGAUCUUCAAGGUUUCCACUGUUUGUUUUUUGUCCUGGAGAAAACCUUGGGUUAACGAUAUGCCAUUUCAGAAGAUGUAUUUCUAGAAGUUCAAGUUUCCAGUCCACCAGUCUGGGAUCGAGGCUGUGUCAAGAUCAUGAAAUUCUUAGUGUUAGUCGCCUUUGUUGGUGUGGCUGUUGCCUUCCCCAUCAGUGAUGAGGAUGAUGACAAGAUUGUGGGAGGCUACAGCUGUGCAAGGAGUGCCGCACCCUACCAGGUGUCUCUGAAUUCUGGAUGUCACUUCUGUGGAGGCUCUCUCAUCAGCAGCCAAUGGGUGCUGUCAGCUGCUCACUGCUACAAGUCUUCCAUUCAAGUGAAGCUUGGGGAAUACAACCUGGCAGCCCAAGACGGCAGCGAGCAGACCAUUAGUUCAUCUAAAGUCAUCCGUCACUCUGGCUACAAUGCCAACACACUGAACAAUGAUAUCAUGCUCAUCAAGCUUUCCAAAGCAGCCACACUCAACUCCUACGUCAACACAGUUCCUCUGCCUACCAGCUGUGUGACCGCUGGAACAACGUGCCUGAUCUCUGGAUGGGGCAACACACUCAGCAGCGGCUCUCUGUAUCCAGAUGUCCUGCAGUGCCUGAAUGCCCCUGUACUCUCCUCAAGCCAGUGCAGCAGGGCUUACCCUGGUAGAAUUACCAGUAACAUGAUAUGUAUAGGAUACCUGAAUGGAGGAAAAGACUCCUGCCAGGGGGAUUCCGGUGGUCCAGUCGUCUGCAAUGGUCAGCUUCAGGGUAUUGUUUCCUGGGGCUUUGGAUGUGCACAAAAAGGUUAUCCUGGUGUUUACACUAAGGUUUGCAAUUAUGUUUCCUGGAUUAAAACGACUAUGUCUUCCAACUGAGACACUCAUUUUACGUGACCUGCUUUUCCUCCUCCUCAUUUCCUUCUGCUUUGGAAUUGGAUGUACACACCUUCACAAAAAAUAAACAUUUUCAGGCAGCCCUUCUUUGUGCAGUUCCU
Gallus gallus (chicken) is the source of this 1884-nucleotide messenger RNA. It is a transcript of the gene KLK7, whose product is annotated as kallikrein-related peptidase 7. Bases 1019 to 1765 code for a protein of 248 amino acids. Gene Ontology annotation, biological process: proteolysis. The record is from RefSeq and is a predicted model, not a curated record. NCBI's taxonomy places the organism in Eukaryota, Metazoa, Chordata, Aves, Galliformes, Phasianidae. Gene Ontology annotation, molecular function: serine-type endopeptidase activity. The transcript is spliced from 6 exons.